UUAGCCAACAUACAAAGAAAAUUUCACCGUGAUUGGACAUGUUACACACUGGUGAGCUUACCUCACCAAUGCAGAGCUGCUUUGCUUUCAUUUUCUUCGCGUUGCAGUGGAGGAAAUCCUGGCAGCACCUGAAGGCAACACUGCUGUGACGCUUCUCCUUUCCAGCGGUAACCAAGACGUCCUCAGGUACCAAGUGCAACAGAUACACCGUGAAGUUACAACAAAAAAACUUCCUUGCUUUAGAUUUGUUUUGUUUGGUACACCGUUAGAAAUGGAUUUUAACCGUUCUUCGUGCUGGAAUUCAAUUUCGGAGAAAGUUAAAGCACAUAUUCCUACCAUCGACUUUGACUUUUCAUCUUCAGAGGAAGACGACACUAUCGCCAUAUAUGAAAGCCCAGCUGCUCUUUCUCUCCAAGUUCCUGAGGACAGUUUUUCAGAAGAAGAUGCUGAACUAGAGGAGCUGUUGAAACCAGUGCCACAGACAUGCUCAGAUCAUCAAACUGUAGAAAGCAGUAUAUUAGCCUCUGAGGCCGAUCUUGAGCCAGGUGCUGGUGAGGACAAGUCUGAGGCACUGGAUAACAGAGUCAAGCUGGAGGCCUCUUUGAAACCAAACCUGGACAUCGCAAAAUCCUAUGAAGGUUGCCCUGUUCUCUCAUUUGCGAGGCUUGACCAGUGGGACUUGGAUGACGUCCUUAGAAAUCUCAAAGAGACCAAGCUGUCUCUGCAACAGCAUGUAACAGUGGCACCUGCGAAAACACAUGCCGGUAAUGACAUAAACCAGUCACAGGAGAAUAUAAUGGAGAAACUAGCUGCUUUCUGUAAGAAGCAGUCAGAGUCUGUGAAAAGUCCAGACUGUAUCAGAGAAAAUAAGAUGUCUAGCAGAUUGGUGGAAAAGAGGACAGCAGAUUUGCAGUUGAGCCACCAGGAACGUCCAGCUGUUUAUAUUUACUCACGUUGCCCUGAUCCAUCAGUCAAACCAGCGAAAACAUCCCCAAAUCUUUCAUCAGAGCCAGAGACGCCAGCCCAACACAACGACAAUCACCAGAAAAAUCCACCUGCAAAGAAAAACAAUUUAGAAGUGCACACUGGAUCGCAUAUGGGAGGCAGGGGGGUGACUGGAAAGAGCAUGUUGCUUCAGAAAAUAAGAGCGGUGAAUAGAAAUGUGAAUAAAUAUGCUGUUAAAUGUACACAUCGCGCAGAUCUGGGCGUGGAAGCAAACACAGAGGUUGAGUCAGAACAUCUGUGGGUAGAUGAACAGUCUGACCCUGAAAUGGAAAACCCACAAACUGACCUGGAAAGUUUAGUUAAAGAACCAAAACAGCACAGUGGCCAGCAGAGGUGGUGGUUUGAGAAGACGUUUCACCGUGAGGAAGCCCAGAAAAUUCUUAGGCAGCUGGAAGGACAUCGUCCAACCAAAUCUGUGGAUGAGAAGCAGCCAGCUGCUGAAAUGACUUGUGCUCUUUAUGAGUUUGAAGCACCUCAUCUAGAGUCAUUCAACUCACCGGCAGCAGGUACUGAAAGAAAGGGGUCCAUGCUGCUGAAGGUCAGCCUCUCCAGUCCUGGUGUGGUUGGAGAGAGAGGACACGGGAAGAGAAAACAUCCAGCUGCAACCAGAUCACACAUCUACAACACUUUAGUGGCAUGGUUUCUGUCUCUGGCUGGCCCAGAGCCACGCAACUGUGAGGACGAGGUUAGUGCAAAGGUCCCGUUUUGGGUUGCGGGAUUUCAGCAACUGUGGACAGAAGAUGGACUGGCUUUGCAUGUUUUAGUUGUGGCUCGUCACUGUUAUCCAGCAAGGAAACGAGACAAAGACAUCCAUGCGCCUUUCUACAGUGAUGUCUGCAGGUUCCUUUCUGAGACCUCGCUCACUGUAAUUGCCAGAUGGCUGCCUGAGCUUAAAAACCUGUUGGACCAGCAGCCCUAUACCUCACCCAUCCACCUCCCUUCAUCCUGUUUAAAUUGUUUUAUUUCUGCCAUCUCCAACCAAACGGUGAUAGAGAGGACAUUUGGUCUAAGUCCAGGGUUGUACUGGCAGACUGUGAAAACUCAGGAUCGUGUUUUUAAGGGGAAAGAGACCACACAGGAGCUGCACACAGGGGUGUCAGUUGUUCUGGGGUCCAGUGGCUUCUUUCAACAUCCUCUCAUAACACACUACACCCUCCAGCUGGUCCUUGACUCAGGACUGGAUGUGUGUGGUCUGCGGCUGCUUUACCCACCACAGGGGCUCCUGACAGAGCAUUAUGGUACACCAGUUUACCAGAAAGCUGAUGAGCCCUGCCAUCCUGUUGUUGCUCUAGCAGUCCGGGGUCCUUAUGCCCACUCCUUGUUGAAGGACAUAACUACUUCCUUAGAUUCUCUGCUAUCCAAAAAGGCAAACAACACUUCCAGCGAACAUCUGCGCUGCCGAUAUCAAGAGCCGCCAUUCAUCCAUUUCCCCCAGCUGGCCAGUCAGGUCCACAGCGAGCUGUGCCUGUGGUUUUCAGGAAGACUUCAGGGAGGAAGUGCACAGAAUCACAGCGGAAUUGUGCCUUCUGAUGACGUAGUUGGAAGCAGCCCAUUCAAGUCAAGCACAUCACCCUCUUUUCUGUGCGCUACAACUAAAGCUGACUUCCUCCUCUUGGUGUCGCCCGUUGUUCCUCCGUGCUGCUAUGUCCAAGUGUUGGCUGUGUGUGAACGCAGAGGCUUCAGUUUUAGGGGGCUGCAGAGGCUGCAGCUUCAGAGCUAUGGAGCCACCCUCCUGGGUCUCACCAGCUACCAGACAUCUGUGUUCUGCGGUCCACCUGCUUCCGCCCUGGAUCGGGAGGAGCUACAGCUGCCCUCUCACUGUCUCGUGUUACUGCUGAGGAAAGAAAAUGCAUUGCGUCACAGUGUCAAUCUACCAUCAGCUCUAAUGAGAGAAUUUAAAGCUCAAAAGCUUCUGGGUUACAUCCACUCAGCGAAUGAUGGUGUUCACACAUUAGAGCCAAGCCUGUGUUUCCACACUGUACCGUACAACAACAACUUGUUCCAAAACUUUGUUAAGUGCAUGUGGGCAGUGCCAGAUCCCGCAAGUGUGAUCCUGUCUCAUCACAGGUGUCCAUCCACACCUGACAUGGAGCAGGUAGUGGUUUUGACUCUGUGUGGGAAGGACUUGACCCAAGGCCUGAGCCUCCUACACAGAGUGCUGAUAGCUGCAGAAGGUGAUGAACAACAGGCUGGAUUUAGGCUCCUCAGCCUGAAGUGGCUGCCUGCGCUGACUCGACUUCAGGCCCAGGAACUGAGCCCUUAUGAGGUGGGAGACCAGCUCUGCUACAACAGCGUGGAAACUCUGAUGUCCUCUCCUGCCCUAGUGUGCGCUUUGAGAGGGUUUCAUGUUUUUUCUUCAUUGAGGAAGCUCCUGUUAGACGACUCUCUGCAAAGCCUGAGCAUCCUCAUGUCUCCCACACCUGAAGUGGCCCUCAGACAAACCUCCCUUUUCUUCUUUAAGCAUGAAAUGAUCCCUGAUCCACAGACGCUGCUCACCGUGUGCCUGUUCAGACCUCGAGUCUGGAAUCACAGUCUGGCUAAAAUAGUCCACAAACUCCAGCAGAGUGGCCUCACGUUGGUGGGCCUGCGGGUAGUGACCCUUGACAAAAGUGAUGCUACUUCACUGCUGCCUGCAGAGAGUGUGCACAACCUGUGCUCUGGCCCCUCGCUGGCUCUCUGCCUUCAGGGAGAAAAUGCUGUGAAGAGGCUGCUGGACAUGCUGAGCCAAGAGGACUCUUUGAUGUGGAUGACCUGUUAUGGUUCAGGAUCGUAUCAGCAAGCAGUUAUGGAUGUGAGGAGGUUUUUUCCUGAGGGAAUCUGCUGUCCUGAGACCAGCACAAUGAGACAGGAGCAGAUACUCAGCUUGUGUUCAGACCCUUUCGCCUCCAUGGAGCAUAAACAGAGCUGCACGCUGACUCAUGUGACUCAGGAAAGUCUAUCAGUGUCCACUGCGUCACAGCCAAAUGGAGGGUUCCUGAUACACAGGCAGACAACCUGUCUGCUGAUACCCUUGAAUGCUCGACCACGCAGCCAAGUACCUUCCCAGCUGGAGAUAGUGGACCAGGUGCUGAGGUCAGACUGCCACCUGGUGGCGGGAAGGAUGAGCAUCUUGGACGAUGAGCAGCGAAGACAUAUAGCCAAGACUCUUAAAGUGUCAAGUGUAAGGGAGAAGAAGAUGGCUUAUUUUUACCUGACCCCUUGUCUCCUCAUGGCUCUCCAAGGAGAAAAUAUUGUGACAGGCUUUAGUCUGAUCCUUAAAAGGAUUUAUGAGGAGAGGUCAGACCUGGAACAAGUAGGAAAAAGGAUCAUAUAUCCAGAAAGUGAAAAAGAGGCCACACAGCUGAUAUUAUACCUAUUUGAAAGCUUGUCUUCUGAGUGCUGUGAUGCCAUUGUGCAAUAGAAGUCCAAAUAUAUGCACACAUAUAUUAUUGUUUGCAUUUUCCUAACAACUCGGCUCCAGAAAUUGCAUACAAGUUCAUAGUUUUCACUUGUUUCAGGUUUUUGAUGUUCUUCA
This is a messenger RNA of Archocentrus centrarchus (flier cichlid), 4519 nucleotides long. RefSeq lists its product as uncharacterized. The record is from RefSeq and is a predicted model, not a curated record. Gene Ontology annotation, molecular function: dynein complex binding. The transcript has 28 exons. Lineage: Eukaryota; Metazoa; Chordata; Actinopteri; Cichliformes; Cichlidae. The coding region runs from base 272 to 4405 and encodes 1377 amino acids.